CCGCCGGCACGGCCCGCCGCCGCACGGAGCUGCCGCCGCGCAGGACACUGAAAACCAUAAAAGUUUGAUUAAAAAGAAAAAAUGCCCAGAAAGAGUAUAAACUAUGGAGUGCUGCCGGAGUAUGAGAAAAGCCAGAUCAAAAGGACUUUGGAGCUGGGAACUGUUAUGACAAUAUUCAGUCUUAAAAAGAGUAGCCCAGAAAGAAGGACUAUUCAAGUCAUAAUGGAAACCAGGCAGGUUGCAUGGAGCAAGACAGCUGACAAGAUUGAAGGUGUCUUGGAUCUGAUGGAAAUAAAAGAAAUUCGCCCAGGGAAGAAUUCAAAGGACUUUGAACGUUGCAGAGCAAGGCACAGAGAAGAACACUGCUUUACUAUAUUUUAUGGCACCCAGUUUGUCCUCAACACCUUAAGUUUAGCAGCUGACUCUAAGGAUGAUACUGAUAAAUGGUUGUGUGGCUUGAAUAUCUUGUAUCAAGAGGUCAUGAGUGCUCCCACACCUGCCAUCACAGAGAGCUGGCUGAGAAAGCAGAUCUAUUCUGUGGAUCAAAGUAGAAGAAAUAGUAUCAGUCUUAGAGAGCUGAAAACUGUCCUCCCCCAAGUGAACUUCAAAGUGAGCAGCAUGAAGUUCUUAAAGGAUAAAUUUGCGGAAAUAGGUGCUCAAAAGGAAGAGCUUACUUUUGAACAAUUUCAUUUGUUCUACAAGAAAGUCAUGUUUGAACAACAGAAAUCGAUUCUUGAUGAAUUCAAAAAGGAUUCCUCUGUGUUCAUUCUUGGAAACACUGACCGUCCAGAUGCUUCAGCAGUUCACCUCCACGACUUUCAGAGAUUCCUGCUACACGAGCAGCAGGAAUCUUGGGCACAAGAUCUCAGUAAAGUCCGAGAACGAAUGACAAAGUUUAUUGACGACACUAUGAGAGAAACUGCUGAACCUUUCCUCUUUGUUGAUGAGUUCCUUGCUUACCUUUUUGCAAAAGAAAACAGUAUUUGGGAUGAGAAAUAUGAUUCAAUAGAUGUGCAGGAUAUGAAUAAUCCUUUGUCCCACUACUGGAUUUCUUCCUCUCAUAACACAUACCUGACAGGAGACCAGCUUCGAAGUGAAUCCUCCACAGAAGCCUACAUCAGGUGCCUUAGAAUGGGAUGUCGAUGUAUUGAGUUGGAUUGCUGGGAUGGUCCUGAUGGGAAACCCAUCAUUUACCAUGGAUGGACACGGACAACAAAGAUCAAGUUUGAUGACGUAGUACAGGCAAUCAAAGAUCAUGCCUUUGUUACAUCUGAAUACCCAGUCAUUCUGUCAAUCGAGGAGCACUGCAGUGUGGAGCAGCAGCGACACAUGGCCAAAGUGUUCAAGGAGGUAUUUGGGGAUCAGCUUUUAGUGAAGCCUGUAGAAGCCAGUGCAGAUCAGCUUCCAUCACCAACCCAGCUGAAACAGAAAAUCAUCAUCAAGCACAAAAAACUGGGGCCAAAGGGAGACAUUGAUGUGAACUUGGAAGACAAGAAAGAAGAAAAGAAGCAGCAAGGAGAACUUUACAUGUGGGACACAAUAGAACAGAAAUGGACUCGGCACUACUGUGCUAUUGCUGAUGAAAAGCUUUCAUUCAGUGAUGAUAUAGAACAGAAUGCUGAUGAAGAUUCAUCAAAGGAGGUGAAACGUACUGAACUGCACUUAAAAGAGAAAUGGUUCCAUGGGAAAAUGAAAGGGGGGAGAACAACUGCUGAGAAACUGCUCCAGGAAUAUUGUGCUGAAAUGGGUGGCAAGGAUGGGACGUUCCUAGUCAGGGAAAGUGAAGCUUUCCCUGAUGAUUACACCUUGUCUUUCUGGAGGUCGGGGAGAGUCCAGCACUGCCGGAUCCGUUCCACAGGUGAUGGGGACACUGUGAAGUACUACCUGACAGACAACCUCACCUUUGACAGCAUCUAUGAUCUCAUCCAGCACUACAAGGAGGCCCACCUGCGCUGUGCUGAGUUUGAGCUGCGCCUGACUGAUGCUGUGCCUAAUCCCAGCCCUCAUGAGACUAAAGAUUGGUACUACAGCAACUUGAGUCGGGGCGAGGCAGAAGACAUGCUCAUGCGAAUUCCUCGAGAUGGAGCCUUUCUGAUUAGGAAGAGAGAUGAACCUGACUCGUUUGCCAUGACUUUCAGGGCGGAGGGGAAGGUGAAGCACUUCCGAAUUCAGCAAGAAGGUCGUCACUUUGUGCUGGGAACCUCGGCCUACUUUGAGAGCUUGGUGGAGCUGGUGACAUACUACGAGAAGCACCGGCUGUACAGGAAGAUGAAGCUGCGGUACCCGGUGACGGAGGAGCUGCUGGAGCGCUACUGCACGGAAAAAGAUAUUAAUUCCCUCUAUGAUGUCAAGAUGUAUGUGGAACCCAGUGAAAUCACCCCCACAGUGCCCCAGAGAACAGUGAAAGCCUUGUAUGACUACAGAGCCAAAAGGAGUGAUGAACUGAGCUUCUCUCGAGGAGCUUUAAUUCAUAAUGUCACAAAGGAAACUGGAGGCUGGUGGAAGGGGGAUUAUGGAGAAAAAAUCCAACAUUAUUUUCCAUCUAAUUAUGUUGAAGACAUGUCAUCUGAUAACUCUGCUGAGCUUGAGAAUCAGAUUAUUGAGGACAACCCCUUAGGGUCUCUGUGCCGUGGCAUUCUGGUGCUCAAUACGUACAACGUUGUGAAAAUGCCACAAGGGAAGCACAAAAAGCCUUUUGUCUUCAUUCUGGAACCCAAGAAUCCAGAAGAUCCUUGUGUUGAGUUUGCAACCGAUAAAGUAGAAGAACUCUUUGAAUGGUACCAAAGUAUCCGUGAAAUCACUUGGAAAACUGCAGAAGAGGAGAACAGAAGGAAAUACUGGGAAAAGAAUCAAUUAAUUGCUAUUGAAUUAUCUGAUCUGGUAAUCUACUGCAAACCAACGAGCAAAACCAAGGACAAUUUAGACAAUCCUGAUUUCAAAGAAAUCCGUUCUUUUGUGGAAACCAAGGCAGAGAGCAUUGUGAAGCAAAAACCAGUUGAGUUGUUGAAAUACAACCUGAAGGGACUGACACGUGUCUAUCCUAAAGGACAGAGGGUCGACUCAUCCAACUACGACCCAUUUCGCCUCUGGCUUUGUGGCUCCCAGAUGGUGGCUCUUAACUUCCAAACUCCAGAUAAAUACAUGCAAUUGAACCAUGCCUUGUUUUCACUUAAUGGACGCACUGGCUACGUCCUGCAGCCAGAGAGCAUGAGGAAUGAGGACUAUGACCCAAUGCCAAACGACUCGAAGAGGAAAUUGCAGAUGAUUAUGACAGUGAGGGUUUUGGGUGCUCGUCAUCUCCCUAAACUCGGUAGAAGCAUCGCUUGUCCCUUUGUAGAGGUUGAAAUCUGUGGGGCUGAAUAUGAUAACAGCAAAUUCAAGACAACAGUUGUGAAUGACAAUGGCCUGAAUCCAGUUUGGGCACCCUGUGCAGAGCAAGUGAAAUUUGAGAUUUACGAUCCAAACCUGGCGUUUCUGCGCUUUGUUGUUUACGAGGAGGACAUGUUCAGUGAUCCCAAUUUCUUAGCACACGCCACUUUUCCCAUCAAAGGAAUCAAAUCAGGUUUCAGGGCAGUCCCUCUCAAGAACGGCUACAGUGAAGAUAUCGAGCUGGCCUCGCUUCUGGUUCACUGUGAAAUGCAGCAAGUUCUGGAGAGUGAAGAAGAGCUUUAUUCCUCCUGUCGGCAGCUUCGGAAGCGCCAGGAGGAGCUUAACAACCAGCUGUUCCUUUAUGAUACCCACAUGAAUUUAAGGAAUCCUAACAGAGAUGCAAUAUUGAAGGAAUUCAGUGUGAAUGAGCACAAACUACAGAUAUAUCAAGAGACGUGUAACCGCAGAUUAAAGGAGAAGAAAGUCAGUAACAGCAAAUUCUACUCUUAAAGGCCAUCAUUCUUUAAGGCUGCUUUAUGGUGCGAUUCAGGAAGAGAUUAAUUUGUCCUGGUCAUCCUACUCAAUGCUGGUCUCAUCAGAUGGAAUGACUGGAAGAAGAGGAGGAAGAGGAACGAUGGGUUUCCUUGAGAAUUUCUUAUUAUAAGAAAAACUGGUUUAAUUCCUAAUAAUUUAUAUUCUGUACAAAGCAUAUCCUCUGUGCAAGCCAGAGCUUCUGUGUAUUCAAGAUUUUUAAAACUUGAGGACAUGUAGUUGGAUAGACCUCACUUCUUAUUAUCAAUACCUGAAGUACAACUCAUCUCCUAUAUUUGUGUAUGCAGGCUGUAGAUAAGACAUUCACAACCACUUUCAUGCAUGGAAUCACACCACUUUAACAACCUGGCUCCUCAAGAUUAACUAGCAGUGAGUUUUUAAUUUAUUAAAUGCUGUAAAAGCACUUCUACACCAGCAUUGUCACCUCAUGUAUGUUACAGUCCCUGGGGAUUGUGCUUCUGAUACUGUAUAAAAUAUUUUGGGCAGCUGAUAGCUUGUACCUUAUUGUCUCUUAUUAAAAGUUUUCUGUUGCAUUUUUGAGAACAAGAUAAUAUGUUAAUUUUGUUGAAAGCAAAUAGCCUUUUGUCACUGUAGUUGUGUUCUUCCUGUUGAACUCUGUAAAGGUUUAAGAAAGGAGCAAUGUGUGAACCUCUGUUCACAGCCCCUAUGAACUUAUGUCACAGCCUCAAGGCACUGGAAGGAAAAGUUUUAAGAUAUGCAGUAGGAGAUAUCUGUUUGUUUGCAGCAAGGGAAGGUAUUUGAAAUUCUGAGUAGCAUUUAAUUUGUAUAGUAUCAUUUUUGCAGAUCCUUUCAGCUGCUAAUGUGCUUAGAAAUGAAUUUUUAAAUGAACUGUCAAUUUUUAAUCUUGCAAUUCUACUUAGACGAUAGUCAAAUGAUAGUGUUCUGUAAAUGCAGACCAUUUUCCCAAAAUGUAACUAAUCCAAGAAUGAUAGUGUGCACAAAUGUAGAGGUACAUCAUUCUUGUGCCUUUAAUCAAAUCAAGAGCAUGGAGCUACAGAUGAGAAAACCUGUUAGAUUAGCAAGUGCGUUUUCCUGCCAGAGCAGAACUAAAGUCCUUUGAUGGAAUAUUUAACAGCAGUUGUCAUAAUUUGUGUAUGUGUUGGUCCUUUGUGCUAGCACUGUUUUACUGCUAUCAAAUUUCUAGUUGCCUUAUCUCUGCAUGGGUGGAGUUUUGCUGUCUAUGUUCCCGACUUCAGCUUUCAAAUGUGUGCAGAGGAGUUUAGUUGUCAGCCUGAAUGGCUGCCUGAGGCAUCAGAUGCUGCAUACAUAGUGCUGUAUUUCUGAUCACAGAGGACUUGCUUGGAUUUGGGAUUCAUGGCCUGAUGCAGCUGCCUCAGCAAUUUUCAGUUUCUCUUGCUCCCCACGCUGUGACUUCUGUUGUUUGAAGAGGCUCUUAAUUGAUGCCAUUGUGCAUUCACAGAUGAUGGUUUGAGGAACCCCCUUGAGGUUUUAGCUGUUCUGUAAAGACAGUCUUGUCUCAAAGUUGAAAGUAUUAUAAUAGUGUAUCCCACAAUGGGGUGGCUUUUGUAAAUUUUUUAUUAUAAAGAAAUUAAUUACUAAUCACUCAGCUGAAAAACAGAGCAAAGUUAAAGGCGACUCUCUGCUUUUCAUCCUCCUGCCUGAAAUCUCUUCAGUACCCACCUGUGAUUGACCUGUUCAAGGACUAGAUGGGUGCAAACCUCCCUCAGACAAAGCAAAAAAUCACAUCAACAGUAGAUUUGGGAGGUGGAGCUGUAGCCUAGGCUGCUGUAUAAAGCUGGUCUUACCUGCAGUAUCCAGGUCUAGUGAGGUGAUCCAGUGCUGUCCCUCGAGGUGGGGGGUCACCUUUGGUGUGCACAUAUUCUGCAGCAUGUUCCAGGAUGUGCUUAGUUUGUCAUAUGAUCAGUUCCUGUGCUAUAUAUUUCAGUCAACAGCCUCUAUGAUUGCUAUGUAGUCCUGUGAGAACUCUGUGUUGUCAGUGUUGAUCAGACAAGGUGGCCCAAAGCCUUGUCUGGAAGGCCCUGAGGUUGUCGCUGCUGUAGGAUGAGAUUCAUGGGCAGCCGGCUACCAGCAAGGUUUGGACUGAUCACAAAAACUAGACUACAAGAUGCCAGAGCUUAGGAAACUCAGACCUAGAGAUGGAGGCUGUUGCUGUGGUGAGGUUUUUGUUCUGUUUGUGGGCACUUCUUCUAAAGCUCAAUUCCAGAGCAGACACAAGCAAACUGUCCCUUCGUCCUGGCUUCCUUCGUUGGUAUUCCUGACACAGGACAACCAUUGUGUGAUAGACACAGGAGUUCCUUGUGCUGUUGUUGUGCAAAUAUUUAAGAAUUAGCACAUUUUGUAGUCCUUUAAAAAGUCCUGUGCACAUUCUCCAUGCAUAUGUGAUGUCAGAAGUUAUGAGGCACUCCUUCAGUAUUUAUGAAAAUGCAUUUUGUUUUACAGUAAGACUUUUCCCCAGAGUAUGAUGUUACACUGUAUGCAGAAUGAAAAUACUGUUUUGACUGUUUUGUUGAUUUGCUAAUGAUGGGCAAGGCUGUAUUCUAACUCUUCCUUGGUUUCUUGCAUUCUGUUUUAAUCCAAGAUCUCACCUCUCAGUUCUUUGUCAGGGCAGACUCUGUAGCAACUUUUUCACAAUUGCAACUGUUUGAAUACCAAAGUAAGUCUGAAUGUGUGUGCUAAUUUUUUAAUCCAGGAGGAAAAACAUUUAUAAAUUUUUGAAGUUAACAAUUGUUAAAUUGUUAUAUUCUUAUCGGAACUGUUUUAAAUCACUGAAAUAACUUAUUAAAAUAAAUAAUUUUUGAUAUCUCAGCUGUG
This is a messenger RNA of Manacus vitellinus (golden-collared manakin), 6735 nucleotides long. RefSeq names its product phospholipase C gamma 2 (gene PLCG2). Gene Ontology annotation, biological process: phosphatidylinositol-mediated signaling; positive regulation of epithelial cell migration; phospholipid catabolic process. The record is from RefSeq and is a predicted model, not a curated record. Gene Ontology annotation, molecular function: phosphatidylinositol-4,5-bisphosphate phospholipase C activity; protein binding. The transcript is spliced from 33 exons. The coding region runs from base 82 to 3879 and encodes 1265 amino acids. Lineage: Eukaryota; Metazoa; Chordata; Aves; Passeriformes; Pipridae.